CCGUAGAAUUUUGUCCCCAGCGCCGAGCCGUUGCCCCGCCCUCGCCGCUGCCAUGGCGGCAGCUCCGCUGCUCUCUAAAGCUGAGUAUCUGAAGCGUUACUUGUCUGGGGCAGAUGCCGGCCUGGAAGGAGGUCCAGAGGCCGUUCGGAAGCGGCGCAAAAAACGGCCGAAGCCGGGAGGCGCCGGUGGCAAGGGAAUGCGGAUUGUUGAUGAUGAUGUGGGCUGGGCAGCUAUUUCUACCACUAAGCUGGAAAAGGAGGAGGAAGAGGAUGGAGAUUUGCCUGUGGUGGCUGAGUUUGUGGAUGAGCGUCCAGAAGAGGUAAAGCAGAUGGAGGCCUUCCGCUCCAGUGCCAAGUGGAAGCUUCUGGGAGACCAUAGUGAAGAUGGACAUUUCCACCAUGACACCCCGGAUCCAUCUCCUCCUAGGAGGGUUCGUCAUGACAGCCCAGAUCCAUCCUCUCCUAGGAGAACCCGUCAUGAUACACCGGAUCCAUCUCCUCCUAGGAGGGCCCGUCAUGACACCCCGGAUCCAUCUCCUCCCAGGAGGGCCCGUCAUGACACCCCGGAUCCAUCUCCGCCUAGGAGGGCCCGUCAUGGCACCCCAGAUCCGUCUCCUCCUAGGAGGGCCCGUCAUGAUACACCGGAUCCAUCUCCUCCCAGGAGGGCCCGUCAUGACUCAGAUGCUUCUCCCCCCAGGAAGUCUCAUCGUAAUUCUUCAGGUGUAUCUCCUAGGAGAGGUCAUCAUGGUUCCUCAGGUAUCUCUUCCCCCGGAAGGGCCCAUAACCACUCCCCUGACAUAGCCCAACAUAGGAGGACUUUUGACGCUUCAGAACCACAGCAUCUCAGGAAGACCCGUCAUGACUCCCCUAAUUUGGAACUGCCCAGAACCAAAAGUAGUAAAGCUGCAGAAAGAUCCCAGAGGGAGCUGGGACCCUCCCACCCAUCACUCUCCAAGGACAGCAAGUAUGGGCGUGACUCUGACCUUUCUCCACGGAAGCGGCAAGCAAAAGCUCAUUUUGGAGCUAAGAAGCAGCUUGAUCCCAAAGGUGUCUGCCACAAAGCCUCUGACUCAGAUCUGUCUCCUCCACGGCAAAAACAAAAUUCAAGACACCAGGAUUCUGACUCAGAUCUGUCACCACCACGGAAUAGACAGAGAUGCCAGAGCUCUGACUCUGACCUCUCUCCACCCCGGAGAAGACAGAGAACCAAGUCUUCUGAUUCUGACCUCUCUCCUCCUCGAAGGAGUCCCCGUCCUGGGAAGAAGACUGCACACAUGUAUUCCGGAGCGAAAACUGGGUUGGUGACUGAUGUGCAGCGGGAGCAGCAGGAACUCAGGAAACAGGACCAAGACACCACAGCCGUUGGAGCUCAGUUUGAAUUUGCUGAAACUGUAUUUCGAGACAAGUCUGGUCGGAAGAGGAAUCUGAAACUGGAACGCCUGGAACAGAGGAAAAAAGCAGAGAAGGACUCAGAGCGAGAUGAGCUAUAUGCCCAGUGGGGGAAAGGGCUUGCCCAGAGCCGGCAACAACAGCAGAAUGUAGAGGAUGCAAUGAAGGAGAUGCAGAAGCCUCUGGCCCGCUAUAUCGACGACGAAGAUCUGGAUCGGAUGCUGAGAGAACAAGAGAGAGAGGGGGACCCAAUGGCCAACUUCAUUAAGAAGAAUAAGGCCAAGGAGAACAAGCAUAAGAAAGUGAGGCCUCGCUACAGUGGUCCUGCACCUCCUCCCAAUAGAUUCAAUAUCUGGCCUGGAUACCGCUGGGAUGGAGUGGACAGAUCCAAUGGCUUUGAGCAGAAGCGCUUUGCCAGACUCGCCAGCAAGAAGGCUGUGGAGGAGCUGGCCUACAAGUGGAGUGUGGAGGACAUGUGAUUCUCCACGGCUGUGUGGUGCUGUGGCGGCGGUGGCGUAGGCUAGCCCGACAUCCAGCUCUAAUGGUCAUCUUGCUGAUAGACACAGACCAACUUGCUGUCAGUUCUGACCUUUGGACUAGGCACCUAACCUUGGCUGUGUCCAUGUUGUCUGUGGCUGGCUUUGACAGGACACGGUGACUUCUUUAUUCCAGGAUUUGUUCUAAGCCAGUGUUUCCUUUUUACUUUAAAAAAUAAACACAUAUUUAUUUUUUGUAA
This is a messenger RNA of Peromyscus eremicus (cactus mouse), 2124 nucleotides long. RefSeq names its product BUD13 homolog (gene Bud13). The record is from RefSeq and is a predicted model, not a curated record. NCBI's taxonomy places the organism in Eukaryota, Metazoa, Chordata, Mammalia, Rodentia, Cricetidae. Gene Ontology annotation, biological process: mRNA splicing, via spliceosome. Gene Ontology annotation, cellular component: RES complex; U2-type spliceosomal complex. Gene Ontology annotation, molecular function: RNA binding.